This is a messenger RNA of Cladocopium goreaui, 654 nucleotides long. NCBI's taxonomy places the organism in Eukaryota, Dinophyceae, Suessiales, Symbiodiniaceae. The record is from the annotation of a GenBank genome assembly.
AUGUCCAACGGCCGACCGGUGGGCCUGGGUUCGUUGCCCAAUGGCGUCACAGCCAUUGUCCUGGAGUUUACGGCAACGGAAGCCCUGAUGCUCCUCCGAGAGCUCAAUGAACCCUUGAAACGACUAGAGAGCUGCUGCUCAAGCAGUCGCUUGGAGGAUCUUUUUCGACGAGUCCACCAUUUGGUGGAGGUGACCCCAUCAGUUCCAGGCCUGGGCGAUGACGCAGCGCUUUGGUCGCACUUCGCGUUGGAUGCCCAUGGGGUUCGAUGUUUGGCCUACAGCCGGAAGAGCGCCACGCUGAUGGAAGCCUUGGCUCGGCUGCGAGCCGUGGAUUCGCUGAUGAAAGUCCGACCCAAGUGGAAAUGCAUUGACUCAAUGGAGAAGGUGGAUCAAUACCUCAAUCAACGUUUCUGUGGUACACCUGGCUUUUGGAGCAAGGGCCCUGGACGAGGUGGCACUGAGGAAACGGAACAAGUAGCGUUGCCUGCUUUGUUCUCAGCCUGUCGGUGGAUGCUCCGUGGCAUGGUCGUGGCACCGGCACCAAGAGCCAUUUGCUUCUUCCACGCCUUUGUGGAGACCAUGGGAGCUGAUGGCAUGGGAGUGGAUGGCCAACCCAUACAGAUCCCUCUCUUGUGCUGGGAACCUGCGAAUUGA